Messenger RNA from Paraglomus occultum, 772 nucleotides. Lineage: Eukaryota; Fungi; Glomeromycota; Glomeromycetes; Paraglomerales; Paraglomeraceae. The record is from the annotation of a GenBank genome assembly.
UUAGAGGCUUAUUCGCGUGCGGUACUUGUUUUUGCAGAAACAGUGCCAUCUUUGAUGGCCGGUCAUGGAGUGAAGGCUGCGGUCGCACCAAGUUAUGAAGGGGUUGUUGAUAACGAAGGGCGACAGUGCCGUCUUGAUGGCCGAAUGGGAAGACUUUCAGAACAAGAAGCAGCCGAGCUGGAACAGCAAUUAAUGGAAUGGAUGCUACAAAGCGAAUCACCAACUCCUCUCGCAUUUUUCCGACUCACAAAUCCCAGGAGUAAAUCAGCUGCUAUGACCAAGUACAGCAGGCUGUUGCUCCAGGCUUGUCGUAGCAAUGAUACAUUGAAUUCACUUCUAAACAAGUAUAAUAACGGGGAGUAUGCAGAUGAUUGGGAGAAAUGGAAAAUGGAGAAAACAAAGGGCACAAUCAUAUCCGAAAUAAUUGAUACAAAUCAAAAUGUGCAUGACAGAGUCAAUUCCUCAGUACACAGGAGUGUGUCAGAGUUGGAUACAUCAGUAAUAGAAGGUGAAUCAGAUUAUGGAAGAUCAGCAAAGAAAAGGAGAACUGGAGUUUGUGAGGAUGAACAGAAUUCUAACAGUGCAGUUGAUAAUCUUUCAACAAGUGGAGUUGAAGUAGAAGAUGCAAGUGAUAUUCAAAUUCAAGGCAUUUUGAGUAAAGAUAUUCAAGUGGAUGAGAUGACCAUGGAAAUUAUACAAAUUUUUGACAAUUUCAAAAGCACCAACCAUGAUCUGCUGGCAUGCAGAGGAAUAAUGGACAUGACACCAAAAA